GCGAGCACUUGCCUUGGUCCUCUGGUGCAGUGGGUUUACUUGAUUUUUAAGAAAAAAAAAUGUCUUCACUUAUAAGAAGCAUUGUUGAUAUCACUGAAGUUUUCAAUCAAUAUGCAUCACAAAGUUGUGAUGGAGCAUCACUUAGCAAGAAAGACCUGAAAAACCUUCUUGAGAGAGAACUUGGAGAUGUCCUUCAGAGACCACAUGACCCUGAGACAGUAGACCUGACCCUAGAACUUCUGGAUCGCGACUGCAACGGGCGUGUUGAUUUCAACGAAUUCCUCCUGUUCCUUUUCAAGAUGGCUCAAGCUUGCUAUUACGCUCUCGAUCAGGCGGCAGAGCUAGGUGAGAAGAGAGCCCUGCCCAGUGAAAAGAGGAACCUGUCACAAGAUCGCAGGCAAGAAGACCAAAGGAGAUUCGAGCCCCGGGACAGACAACUGGACGAAGAGCCUGGGCGCCGAAGCUGGCAGAAGAGACGUGAGCAGGAGGAGCGCGCUGAGGAGCAGAGGCUGGAGCAGCGCGAUAGGCAGCAGCGCGAGGAAGAGCAGAGACUGCAAAGGCGAGAACUGCAAGAACUAGAAGAGCGCCUUGCAGAGAAGGAGCCCCUAAGCCGGAGUAAGGGUCGUGACGCAGAGGAGUUUUCUGAGGUAGAGGAACAGCAAAGGCGAGAGAGUCAGGAACUCAAGGGCAAGGGCCAAGCCGAAGAGAGAAGGCUGCAGAAGCGCAGGCAAGAAGAGCUACGCGAACCCCUGCUAAGGCGCGAGCAGGAGUCCAGGCGCGAACAAGAGCUAAGGCGCGAGCAGGAGCUGAGGCAGGAACUGAGGCGCGAGCAGGAGCUGAAUCGAAGGCAGGAGCCGAGGCGCGAACAAGAGCUAAGGCGCGAGCAGGAACUGAGGCAGGAACUGAGGCGCGAGCAGGAGCUAAGGCGCGAGCAGGAGCUGAGGCAGGAACUGAGGCGCGAACAAGAGCUAAGGCGCGAGCAGGAGCUGAGGCAGAGGCAGGAGCGGAGGCGCGAGCAGGAGCUGAGGCAGGAGCUGAGGCGCGAGCAGGAGCUGGCUGAGGAGGACGAGCAGACGCGGAUCCGGGAACCCGACGAGAGCAUCACCCAGAGGUGGCAGUGGCAGCUCGAAAGCGAGGCAGAAGCCCAUCAGAACAAGGUCUACUCUAGGCCUCGCAGACAGGAGCAGAGGCUUCGCCAGGAGCUGGAGGAGCGUCAGCUCCGGGAACGGGAGGAGCAACGCCGCGACCUCCAACGGCAGCGUCCCGCUGAGGAGACUAGCCAGCGCAACCAAUGGGAGAGGCCGCAGCGGGCGGAGGAGCGCCUGGAGCAGGAGCAGCGGUUCCGAGACAGGGAGGAGCAGCGCUUCCGGGAGGAGAGGCUGCAACGAGCUGAGCUCCAGGACAGCCUCCUAGAGGAAGAACAGAGGCGACGCCAGGAGGAACGCCGAGAGGCAAACAGGAGCCGGCAGCUACGGGAAGAAAGCCAGAGGCAGCGUAGGGAGGAAGAGCUACGCGAGGAGCGGCUGUCGCAAGAAGAGCGGCGCCAGCAGCGGGAGAGGCAAUACCGCAGAGAGGAGGAUCUGCUGCAGGAGGAAGAGCGGCUGCAGCAGGACGAAGAGCAACUGCAGCGAGAAAGGAGGCGCCUGCAGCGGGAGAGGCAGUAUCAGGAGGAGGACCUGCAACAGGAGGAAGAGCGGCUGCAGCGGGAGGAAGAGCGGCUGCAGAGAGAAAGGAGGCGCCUGCAGCAGGAGAAGCAGUAUCAAGAGGAAGACCUGCAGCGGCUGCAGGACGAAGAUCGGCGCAGGGAUCUGAAGUGGCAGUGGCAGCCAAGGAGAGAAAACGAAGUUCGUAGUAACAGGCUCUUCGCCAAACGCAGGGAGGAUGAGGAGACGACCCAGCAGCUGGAAGAUUCUCGGGAGCAAGCGAGACGUCAGGAUCGGCGGCCUCUGCAGGACGAAGAGGAAGAGAAGAGAGAGCUGGAGCAGGAGAGGAGGCGCCGACAGCAGCGCGACCGUCAGAUCCUAGAGGAAGAGCAGCUUCAGCGAGAGCACCCACGGGAAGCCAAAAGACGAGAGGAGAAGUUCCAGGAGGAAGAACAGCUCCAGGGAGACCUGAGAAGACGGCAACAGGAGAGGGAUGGCAAAUUCCUUGAGGAAGACAGGCAGCUGCGGAAGGAACUGGAAGAACAGAGGCGGCGUCAAGAACGAGAGAGAGAAUUCCAAGAGGAGGAGCAGCGCCUCCAAGAACGUGAGAAAGAACUCCGGCAGGAGAGCGACAGAAAAGUCCGUGAGGAACAAGAGCGCCACCAGCAGCGUGAGGAAGAGCAGCUGAGGCGUCAGGAACAGGACCGAAGAUUCCGCCGGGAACAAGAGGAGGAGCAGCAGCUGCGGGACAGAGCAGUCCGCCGGGAGCAAGAACGCCGCCUGGAGCGUGAGGAAGAGCAGCAGCUGCGGGACAGAGCAGUCCGCCGGGAGCAAGAACGCCGCCUGGAGCGUGAGGAAGAGCAGCAGCUACGGCACAGAGCAUUCCGUCAGGAGCGUGAGGAAGAGCAGCUGAGGGACAGAGCAUUCCGCCAGGAGCAAGAGCGCCGCCUGGAGCGUGAGGAAGAACAGCUGAGGGACAGAGCAUUCCGCCAGGAACAAGAACGCCGCCAGGAACGCGAGGAGGAGCAGCAGCUGCGGGACAGAGCAUUCCGCCAGGAAGAAGAACGCCGCCAGGAACGUGAGGAAGAGCAGCUGCGGGACAGAAAGAUCCGCCGGGAACAAGAACGCCGCCAGGAACGCGAGGAGGAGCAGCUGAGGGACAGAGCAUUCCGGCAGGAACAAGAGCGCCGCCAGGAACGCGAGGAGGAGCAGCAGCUGCGGGACAGAAAGAUCCGCCGGGAACAAGAACGCCGUCAGGAACGCGAGGAAGAGCAGCUGCGGGACAGAGCAUUCCGCCGGGAACGCGAGGAGGAGCAGCUGAGGGACAGAGCAGUCCGCCGGGAACAAGAACGCCGCCAGGAACGCGAGGAGGAGCAGCUGCGGGACAGAGCAGUCCGCCGGGAACAAGAACGCCGCCAGGAGCGCGAGGAAGAGGAGCGCCGCCAGCAGCGUGACAGAACCUUACGCCGGGAAGAGGAGCUCCGCCAGGAACUCGAGGAAGAGCAGCUGCGGGACAGAAAGAUCCGCCGGGAACAAGAACGCCGCCUGGAGCGUGAGGAGGAGCAGCAGCUGCGGGACAGAAAGAUCCGCCGAGAGCAAGAGCUCAGACGCGACAGAAAAUUCCGUGAGGAAGAAGAGCGCCUCCAGGAACGGGAGGAAGAGCAGCUGCGUGGCCAAGAGCGGGACCGCGUGAGGGUGGAGGAGCAGCUUCGCCGAGAGCGCGAGGAAGAGCAGCGGCGCCGCCAGGAACGUGACAGAAAAUUACACCGGGAACAAGAGCUCCGCCAGGAACUCGAGGAAGAGCAGCUGCGGGACAGAAAGAUCCGCCGGGAACAAGAGCUCCGUCAGGAGCGCGAGGAGGAGGAGGAGCGCCGCCAGCAGCGUGACAGGACCUUACGCCGGGAAGAGGAGCUCCGCCAGGAACUCGAGGAAGAGCAGCUGCGGGACAGAAAGAUCCGCCGGGAACAAGAGCUCAGGCGCGACAGAAAAUUCCGCGAGGAAGAAGAGCGCCGCCAGGAACUCCAGGAAGAGGAGCUAAGGCGCCAGGAACGUGACCGAAAAUUCCGUGAGGAACAAGAGCUCCGCCAGGAACUGGAGGAAGAGCGGCUGAGGGACAGAAAGAUCCGCCGGGAGCAAGAGCUCCGCCGGGAGCGCGAGCAAGAGCAGCGGCGCCGCCAGGAGCGCGAGGAAGAGCAAUUUCGCUUUGAGGAGCAGCAGCGGCGCCGCCAAGAACGCGAGCAACAGUUAAGACAGGAGCGCGACAGGAGAGUCCUUGAGGAAGAAGACCUCCGUCAAGACAGAGAAGCUUCCUUCCGCCAGGAAAGAGAGGGACAGCAGCGUCGUCUCCAGGAGCGCGACGGCAGAAGAUUCCGUGACGAAGUAGAGCUCAGGCAAGAAAGGGGAGAGCAGCCGCUGCGUUUCCAGGAACGGGAGCAACAGCUUCGCCAGGAGCGCCAAGAGCGUGACAGAAAAUUCCGUGAGGUAGAAGAGCUUCGCCAGGAAGAAGAGCAGCGCCGCCGCCAGGAGCUCGACAGGAAAUUCCGGGAAGAGAAACACCUGCGCGAGGAGCGCGAGGAACAGCAGUUGCGCAGGGAGAAGCGAGAUAGUCAGUACCCGGCUGAGGAGCAGUUUGCCAGGGACAAGAUUCGUCGCCAGGAACAAGAACUACGUCAAGAAGAGGAACAAAGACGUCGCCAAGAGCGGGAGAGGAAAUUCCAAGAAGAGCAGAUCCGUCGUAGGCAAGAGGAGCAGAGGCGCCGCCAAAUCCUGGAGCCUGGCACACGCCAGUUUGCCAAUGUCCCAGUGCGUUCCAGCCCUCUCUAUGAGUACAUCCAAGAGCAGAGGUCUCAAUACCGCCCUUAAAAUAUGCCGCCAACAUCCUGGCACCAGCCAAAGCUUCAAGCAAAAGAAAAUGAGAAACACUGGGGUAUCCAGCGAUAACUCACGUGUUUCUGGUUGUGGGAAAUCUCUCUGAUCUUAGAAUGUGUCUUUUCUUACAGAAUCUUAAACUAUACCCAUUUCAUUUCUUUUAAUUCCUGUCUUUCAUUCUUCCUCAGGUAGUUCUUUUUUGCAAGAUGUCUUUGUUCUUUAGUGCAGAUAUGAUGUGCACUUUUAAAAAUAAGUCAUUUAAUUUUUGAACGAAUUUUGUUUGAGGAACACAUUGAUUUAUUGCCUUCAUAAGUAACAAGAAUAAUGUAGCAAUCUGAUAAUCAAAGUAAAUGGGUCACUAUUUUUAGUGGUGGAUCAUUUUGCCUAGAGCUCUCAUUUUAUGAGUUCAAAUUGACAUUUUCUUUGGCCUAAAUUUUAUUUGCCUUUACCUC
Mastomys coucha (southern multimammate mouse) is the source of this 4963-nucleotide messenger RNA. It is a transcript of the gene Tchh, whose product is annotated as trichohyalin. Gene Ontology annotation, molecular function: transition metal ion binding; calcium ion binding. NCBI's taxonomy places the organism in Eukaryota, Metazoa, Chordata, Mammalia, Rodentia, Muridae. The coding region runs from base 60 to 4505 and encodes 1481 amino acids. The transcript has 3 exons. The record is from RefSeq and is a predicted model, not a curated record. Gene Ontology annotation, biological process: intermediate filament organization.